AUGAAACCUAGCAAAGCUUUGUCAGCUUUGCCCCAGCUUAGUGUAAGAGAAAGAAGAACCUCCUGGGUAGUCAAGCAAGUUGGUCUUGAGUUCCAGGUGGAUGAAAAAAGGGAACCACUGGAAAGCAAGAAUAACAAAGACCUAAUCAGUGAAAAAGGAUCCAGGAAGAAGGAGAUCCCAUGAAGCCACAAAAAGGAGGCUGUGCCCGAGAAGCUGGGAACCCUCCUCCCCAGGACCCCUUCAGAGCCCCUUUUGCAGAGAGUGGUUCCUGCCUCGGACAGUGAUGCUCUGGAGUGCCUUGCGGAGGAGCUGUCCCAAGCCAUGUUGCGGCUGGGCCUGGGCAUGGAGAGGGAGCACGCCUUCGACAUCUGCAGCAGCAUGAUGCGGAAGCAGCCAUUUUAUGCAUUCCAAGAGUUUGACCUGCUGCUGGCCAUGACUCCGGAGAUGCGCGCCCUCAUCGGCGACUGGCUGGUGCAAGUGCAUGAAUACUUGGACUUGGCCGAUGAGACGCUCUACCUGCUGAUGAACGCCUACAUGAAAGCGGGCCGGGUGAGAGUGCCCACCUUGCAGCUCCUUGCCAUCACCUGCCUGUUCCUGGCCUGCAAGCUGGAGGAGACCACCUACCCAAAGGUCCAGUACUUGGCCCUGUAUUUCCUGGAGCUCUCCCUGAUGGAGGUGGACUGCAUGCGGUUUGAGCCCUCUCAGCUGCCUCUGGCUGCCUUGGGCCUGGUCCAGUGGCUGCUGUGUGAGGCAGGCGUCAAAGGCCUGGAUCCUCUCCAGGAACGCUCUGCAAAGCUCCACACAUACAGCGAGUCCGAACUGUCUGUGGUGUACCCCCACCUGGCCCAGGCUGCUCUGCGGGGGCCCAGCUCUCCCUUUCGGGCCACCUUCCUGAAGUACUCCCGGCCUGAGAAGCUCUGCAGCAGCAGCAGCAGCCCGGCCAUCACUACCUGGGGAGCCCCACCCAUUUCGGGCCCGUUGCAUGCUGAGAGGGUGUUCCACAGACUGGCCGACGGGAAUCAUCCCUGGGGAUCACGGCUCCCAAGUGGUGGGUGGGCAGCUGCAAGGGAGAAGGGUGCAGGAGGCCAAGCAUCAGGGCCCUCAGGCUCUGACCAGGCUCCAUCUGUGUCUUGCGUUUCAUAG
Elgaria multicarinata webbii is the source of this 1143-nucleotide messenger RNA. It is a transcript of the gene CCNP, whose product is annotated as cyclin P. Gene Ontology annotation, biological process: mitotic cell cycle phase transition; regulation of cyclin-dependent protein serine/threonine kinase activity. Lineage: Eukaryota; Metazoa; Chordata; Lepidosauria; Squamata; Anguidae. Gene Ontology annotation, cellular component: nucleus; cytoplasm; cyclin A2-CDK2 complex. The record is from RefSeq and is a predicted model, not a curated record. Gene Ontology annotation, molecular function: cyclin-dependent protein serine/threonine kinase regulator activity.